GCAGGCAGACAGCUCCUCACUCACACGGAAACACAGAUAGCGGCUCGAAACAAUCUCACAGACUUACUACAAGACUUAUCUUUUGGACUCUUUACGUUCAUUUGACUGAAGAACACUUGGAUCCACAUCACUACGUUUUCACACUUCUGUCUGUGCUUAUUUCAAAGUCAUCAUGUCUCAGAAGCAGAUCAGCCUCCCAGCCAAGCUCAUUAAUGGAGGUAUUGCUGGCAUCGUUGGGGUGACUUGCGUUUUCCCCAUUGACUUGGCAAAGACCAGGCUUCAGAAUCAGAGACAAGGACAGCAGGUCUACAAGAGCAUGGUGGACUGCCUUGUCAAGACAGUUCGAUCCGAGGGAUACUUUGGCAUGUACAGAGGUGCCGCUGUAAAUUUGGCCCUGGUCACCCCUGAGAAGGCAAUCAAGCUCGCUGCUAAUGACUUCUUCAGGCAGUACCUCUCCAAGGAUGGAAAGGGGCUGACUGUGUUUAAGGAGAUGCUGGCAGGUUGUGGUGCCGGCAUGUGCCAGGUCGUAGUCACCACCCCGAUGGAAAUGCUCAAGAUACAGCUACAGGAUGCAGGCAGAGUUGCGGUCCAGCAGCAGAAACCAGUCAUGAUGUCUCCCACAAAGCUCGUGGCCACCAACGCCGUGCUCUGCCGCUCCUACAACUCUGGCGCGGUGGUGUCGGCGCCGCGAGCCGUGUCCGCCACACAGAUCGCAAAAGAACUCUUCCGCACGCAGGGCAUCCAGGGGCUCUACAAAGGGCUGGGAGCAACGCUGAUGAGGGAUGUGCCCUUUUCUGUCAUCUACUUCCCAUUGUUUGCCAACCUGAACAACCUGGGCAAACCCAGUCCCGGUGAGACGUCGCCCUUCUAUUGGGCCUUCCUCUCAGGCUGUGCGGCAGGUUCUACUGCAGCUGUGGCCGUUAACCCCUGUGACGUGGUGAAGACUAGACUGCAGUCACUGAACAAAGGGGCCAGUGAGGAGACUUACAACGGAGUUAUGGAUUGUGUGAGUAAAAUACUGCGAAAGGAGGGACCCUCUGCGUUCCUGAAGGGUGCCGGCUGUCGAGCUCUGGUCAUCGCUCCUCUGUUCGGCAUCGCUCAGGUUAUGUACUUCGCUGGAGUUGCUGAAUACAUCCUUGAAAACACUCCUCUAAACCUGCUGCAGGCAUGAGAGACCGUCGACCUGCUGGCUAUUCAUAGGACCUUCUGAGCGUAGAUGGUGGAACAACUGGCAGCUACAUACCAUCCAUUUACAGCGACGACAAAGAAAGUCUUGUCUAACAGUCAGAAAGACCCAUGAAGACCUUUUGAUUAUUAUUAUUAAUUUUUUUUUUAACAUCUGACAGCUGUGUUGCACUAAAACACUUUUGUGACUUAUUCAGGAGGCGUGUCUAAUGUUUGCACUUGAAGCUGUUGGCCUUACCGGCUAUGGGGACUCAGAGUUGCAGUGUUAUUCUUUCUUUGUCCCUGAGACAGUCCUGUUUCCCUCUGUGAGGGAGGGGAGCUCACUCCAUCAAAGAGACACACACACAUUUUUGUGUUUUCUUCCAUGCUAUCACUUUUUCAUAUUUUCUAUACUUUGUUUUUUGAAUUGCUCAUUGAAGCAGCUUUUAGUACUUUGUAUGUUUUUGGUGUCUUUUCCAUCGAUGUCUCGCGUUGGAACGAAGGCUUCAAAUGAGGGACACAUGGGGCCCAAUUUACACAACUUAUAGCAAAGGGAUCUCUUUUUUUUAAUUGUAUUUUUUUUUUUUUUUAAACAAAAUGCAUUUUCAGCAAAAAACUUAAGCAUGUACAUGUUUAGUUUCAUUGAUCAUGAACCUUCCUACUGACCUGGGACCAUGUGGUUUUCAAACUAUAAGCGGUUCAGUUACAUACUUGAUUUUAGCCCUGGAGUUGAUUAGUAGUCUGUGAACUGCAGUGUUUGUAUCUUACUACCUGCAAAAACUUGAGAUUCAAUCAUGCACAUUAUAUUUAUGUUUGUCUACAUGUAUGUUUGUCCACAUAACUUUUACAUUUACAUAUGCAUACCUGAACUUCAGACGUUCUUUGGUUUAUGCCUUAACAGAGCAUUAUUGCUGCGACUGAGCAUGGAAACAUGACUGUUACAAUAUUUUGUGAUUACUUUUUGUACAUAACCGUGUGUAUAUAUACAUUAAACUUUGAAAUGUA
Molecule: messenger RNA, 2169 nt
Organism: Anoplopoma fimbria (sablefish)
Lineage: Eukaryota; Metazoa; Chordata; Actinopteri; Perciformes; Anoplopomatidae
Gene: slc25a55a
Product: solute carrier family 25 member 55a
Exons: 10
Coding region: 173-1171 (332 amino acids)
Biological process (GO): L-glutamate transmembrane transport; malate-aspartate shuttle; aspartate transmembrane transport
Molecular function (GO): L-aspartate transmembrane transporter activity; L-glutamate transmembrane transporter activity
Source: RefSeq, a predicted model, not a curated record